GUGGUCCCGCGCCCCGCGGCCUGACCUCCCGGAACGCCGGGUCCCGUGACGUCACCUCGCCGUGACGCGCACGCUGUAGGAAAACUGAUUAAUUAAAAGGAUUUGCCGUAUAUCUUAUGACUCUUUACUGGAGCUGUGGGAGAUAGAUGGAUGCCCCUUUCCAGUUAAUUCCCCGCCUUCCUCCCCCGGAGGCAACCAUUUUUUGACUUCUAUCACCAUGGAUUCCUUUUGGCAUACCUCAGAAUUUUGUGGGUUCAGUUCUAGACCACCACAAUAAAGUGAAUAUCACAAGAAAGGAAGUUACUAUUCAAGUCAAACACAUCAGAAUGCAGAAUUCUUUAUCAGUAUCACCAAAAGAUCAAGGAGAUGUUUCCGUGCUCACCAGUCCUGAGAAGCAGCUGAAACAGAAAAUGUCAGACUCUCCUGGAAAGACAGUGUGCACAGGUGAAUCAAACAUCCCUUCCGGAACAAUUCAGAGUGGGAAAGGUUUGCAGAAUAAGAGUCAGUUUAGGACCAUCGCACCAAAAAUUGUGCCCAAAGUUGUAACAUCCAGAGUGCUGUCAUGCCAUUCGCCGUCACUCUCUGAUCAGGUGAAUCCAGGACCUUCCAUCAGCUCUAAGCCCCUGGGGAUGCCCACCCAGAAUUAUGCUCUAAUGCAGGUUUCUGGCCAGGAGGGGACGUUUUCUCUUGUUGCUUUGCCGCAUGUUGCAUCAGCUCAGCCAAUCCAGAAACCCAGACUGCCCCUUCCUGAAAACCUUAAACUGCCUAUUCCUCGAUACCAACCCCCAAGAAAUAACAAAGGAUCAAGAAAAAAUCCCAUUCUGAGCUCCUCUGAGAGUGGCUGUAACAAACCUCCUGCCCAAACCCAAGCGCCCCCUUCCCCACCUGACCGUCCUGAACCCCCGCACGAGCACAGUCAGUCCAAGCCAGUGCCAGCACUAGACCACGCCCCAGCCAUCGUCAGCACGGCUGCGCUGACCAACGGAGGUGGCCACGGGGACUCUCAACUUCCAGGGACCAACGACCAUGGAGAUCCGAACCCUCCUGCUACCCCAACAUUGUCCACACGAGAGGAGCCCUCAGCCAAGCAGGGCCUCACGAAGGUUUCGGGGAAAGCAAAUUUUGCCAACAAGAAAACAUCCAGUAAACCUUCUGCUGUUGCCAGUGAAAAACUGAAAGAACAAGUUGAUCUUGCAAAAGCCAUGACCAAUUUAUCACCAGCCAUUUUUGGCAAUGCAGUUCAGUUGAUCUCUUCAGUCCCCAAAGGGAAACUGCCAAUCUUACCCUACUCAAGAAUGAAGACAACGGAGGUUUACAAAAGUGAAUCAGAUGUGAGCAUCGCAGAUUUUUCUUUCCCUGGGCUCAGGGCAGACUGUGAUAAGACAGCUUCCAUUGCAGAAGGCUUGAAUGCAGCCCCCAAAAUGGCCAACAAGAUAGUUGUUCCACAGGUGUUGAAGCAGAGUCCUUGUGAAAGUGCCUUUUUUCUGGCCACCAAACUCGAUCUCAACCACAGAACAAAACUCAACAGUGGGGUAGCAAAGAGAAGAGGAAGAAAACGAAAGGUACCAGAUGAAAUUUUGGCACUUCAGGGAAAAAGGAGGAAGGGUAUCAUUAAUAAGUGUAAAGAUGGUAAAGAAAGAGUAAAAAACGAUCCCCAAGAAUCCAGAGAUCAAAAACCUGGGACUAUGAAAAAAUACCGUAGCAUUAUGCCUAAACCUGUCAUUGUCAUGCCUGCUCUGGCUCCCCUGGCUUCUCCUGCAGCUACGUUGGAAUCCCAAACGCUCAGCAGAACAGGACAGGACGUUUUGUUAAAUAAUUCACUCACUCCUAAAUAUCUCGGCUGUAAGCAGGAUGACAGCCCUUCCCCUAAGGCCGGCUCUGUGUUCCGCAGUGGAUUCUCUGGCAUUAAGAAGCCUUGGCACAGGUGCCACGUCUGUAACCACCACUUCCAGUUCAAACAGCACCUUCGAGACCACAUGAAUACACACACCAACAGACGGCCUUACAGUUGUCGGAUUUGUCGCAAGGCGUACGUACGUUCUGGCAGCCUGAGCACACAUAUGAAACUCCAUCACAGUGAGAACCGGCUGAAGAAACUCGUGUGCUGUGAAUUUUGUGCAAAAGUGUUUGGUCACGUCAGAGUCUAUUUUGGCCAUCUAAAAGAAGUGCAUAGAGUUGUCAUCAGCACCGAGCCCUCCUCCAGUGAACCGCAGCCAGGGGACGUGCCAAAGAACAGAGAUGUGAAUGUGCGAGGGCUGGAGGGCUCAGUGGAGAGGGAAAACAAGUCAAACCUGGAAGAAGACCUCCUUCUAAACCAGGCAGACGAAGUCAAGUUACAAAUCAAAUGUGGCCGCUGUCAGAUCACUGCUCAGUCUUUUGCUGAAAUCAAGUUUCAUUUGCUUUAUGUUCACGGAGAGGAAAUUCAGGGCAGGCUACAAGAGGAGGUCUCACUAGGAAGUAAAGGAGCCCAGGAAGAACUGGUUAAGCAUGCUGCCCCUCACUGGAGACAGCGUCCUGCCAGAAGAGAACUGGCCGCGCACUGUCCCUCUGACGAGCAAUUACAGGCACUGCCUAAACUGAAAAAGCAGCUCGACCUUCAUCACCAGAGUGACGUGGAAAUACUCAGGAAAAAUGAAGGCGGCCAGCCGGGACCGAGGGAGCCGAGGGAAGAGGCCCAGGGCCCUGAGUGUCCCGGCCCCCACCCCGUUCUCCUUCGGUCCCAGUCGGGCCUUCACUGCAUCCUUUGUGCACAGACUCUGGGAAGGAAAGAGGAACUCCUCCUCCACUGGGAACAACAGCACAAUUGUGAGGACCCUCCCAAACUCUGGACGAUUUUAAAUGCACUUUCUAACCAGGGAGUGAGGGAACUUUCCACUGAAACUGGAAAAUGAAACAUUGGGGCAAGAGGGAGGUUAAAGAGUUUUGAGAUCACCUUUCUCUCGAAGCUUUGUGAUUUAUGGUGGUGCUUAAUUAUAAAAUUCAAACAAGUCAAGAUCAGCACUAAUGAGCAGAAGUGAUGUUUGUACAUAGUUUUAUUUUCUUAUGAAAUAUAUCUAUGCUCUUGAUAUUUUUCUAACCAUAUGCAGUUUAUUUUAAAAUUCUGUGUACUGUUAAUGUCUUAGACUUUAUUUCAGAAUAAAUAUGUAAAAAGAUCAAAAUUUGGGAGAUUGAAAUAUAAAGGAUUCUAGGCUGUUCCUCAAAUAGUUUUCAGUAAAAACGUGUGUUUGAGUGUGUGUGUGUCCUUUUUGUUCAAAUGUUUUCUGUUUAAGUAGAUCGACAAAUGUGAUAAAUUUCCAGGUGACAAAACCAUUUCAGUCUCAACCAUAGUAUAUUGAUAUUUAUCAAAUUCUCUGCUUUAUUUGAAUAUGCUUUAGAGCAGUAUAUGUAAUAAGGUUCUAUUCCACCAUAAUUUAAAAUCUAUGUUUUCAGGACUUAACGUUUUUUAAAAUUUUAUUUUCAUAAAUGCACAUUGCCUUGAAGACUAGAUGUUAGUAAGUCUUAUAGCUGUAGUGUUUCAUAUCACAGUAAUCAAAAAUUCUUUAGUACUUCAGCUAAUAAAAAUAUCUACUUCUUUGGUAAAAAGUUAUUUUCAAAUAGUCUUUUGGGCCAGAAAAUUUACAACCUGGAAAGUGCACUAGAUAGUUCAGUCCAGAUGUCUAGGUGUCUCAACUACUUUCCCUCCCUCCCAAGGAACUUCAGUGGGUUGUUGAUAGCUGAUCAAUUUUAGAUGCAACUGUGCCUUUCAAGCCCAGGUUCUCUUUGAAAGUCAAAAGUAAAUGAUUGCCUCUCAAAUUCCUGGGAAAUUACCUCGAAGCAGAAAAGUUGCUAUUUGACGUUUCUGGCCAUCCUGGCUGCAAAAUCGUUUUCUUAGAACAGGGGAGUUACACAGUCAUCCUACUAAAGUUUCAGCCUUUGGAUGAAAGCACUGUGUAUGUGGCCAGCUCUGUUUGCCUGAAGCUAGGACCAGGUCUCAUCAUAACAUUUUACUGUGCUAAACGAAGUUAACCUAAACAGAGGAAGAACUAAAUUGUAAUUGAUAAGCUAGUGGGUCUUAAGUCAUCUUUUUUAGUGUCUAGUUUUAGAAGCAAGUGUUCAUAGGCACGAUCUGGCUCAAAUAGUACAAAAAGGGAAGACUGAAUCCUUGGCUUUUUACAAAUUGUUUUAUAAAUUUGAGAAUAAGAGGGUAAGGAUAGAAAUUUCUGAAAGACUUUGCCGUGGUUUAUCAACUGAUCACAUUUUAUCCUGUUUCAAAGAGACAACAUCAGACCUCCACUGUUUGGUAUUUUUAGAAUUGGGUUAGUAAUAAAACAGCUUUACCAUUCAGUGCAGUACCCAGUUUGGGGAAGAUUGGUCUUGAGGACAUUAAAAAAUGACACCAAGAAUACUACUUUAAUUCAAACUAUAAAAUAAUUCAUAGACCACUCAGUCCUCAGAUGCUAAGCAGUAUUUCUGAAAUAGUGGCCAGGUGGGAAAGGGGAGAGGAGUGG
Molecule: messenger RNA, 4487 nt
Organism: Diceros bicornis minor
Lineage: Eukaryota; Metazoa; Chordata; Mammalia; Perissodactyla; Rhinocerotidae
Gene: ZNF438
Product: zinc finger protein 438
Exons: 8
Coding region: 327-2891 (854 amino acids)
Biological process (GO): regulation of transcription by RNA polymerase II
Cellular component (GO): nucleus
Molecular function (GO): DNA-binding transcription factor activity, RNA polymerase II-specific; sequence-specific DNA binding
Source: RefSeq, a predicted model, not a curated record